Molecule: messenger RNA, 4774 nt
Organism: Gallus gallus (chicken)
Lineage: Eukaryota; Metazoa; Chordata; Aves; Galliformes; Phasianidae
Gene: SERAC1
Product: serine active site containing 1
Exons: 18
Coding region: 579-2480 (633 amino acids)
Source: RefSeq, a predicted model, not a curated record
GGUGCUGGCUGCGAGGAGAGAUAGGAAGCGGAAGGUACUAGUAGCGGCGGGGCGAGCGAGGGGCGGCGGCGGGGCAGUAGGAGGGGCCCGGGCCAGGGUCUUUUCGCGGUCCGAUGCCGGUGUUUGUCGCACCUGAGCCUUGAAGCCCCUCCUGGCUUGAGGCCGGCCGCUGACAGCGCCCCGUUUGCGGAGAGGCACCCGCAGGGAGUCCGUGCUUAUCAGAAACGUAAUAAAUGAAGUCAGUGGAUCAGCUCGGUGCUGAGAUAGGGCAGAAAGCUGUGUGCUGUGGUAGCGCUGGGGCGAUGUGACCGGGGGUCAUCCCUGCCUUGAGAUCAGAGAGCCAGAUAGCCGUUCACACAAUGUCAGUGGCUGCUUACUGCAUAUUUUGCUGUAGACAAAUAGGAACUUCUGGUCCAGCCACCAAAAACCCCCCAUCUUGGAAUGAUAUAAUUAUUUCUUCGGCAUGUAACUGCUUCUUGUCUGCAUGCCACAAUUCUUAAAGUCUUGCAAAGGCAGAAGCUGGUGGCAGUGGGUCUAGGGCAAACCUCCUGGUUCAUGCUGAAGGAAACCAAUUAUUCAUGAUAGGAAAAAUUGCAAAAGUAACUGGAUCGCUUAUACUAGGAGGUUUUGUAUUCAUUACAUAUGAAGUUUUGUCCUUAAAGAAGUUACUGCAAAUCGAUACUCAAGCUAUACAUCAAGAAAAGCUUAAAUCCCAUGUGUAUAUACGUACAUCUUCUCUAAAUCCAAAUGAAUAUCAAGGGAUCACAUACCAAGCCAGAAAAGAAAUCCAUAGAGCAGUAAGGAAAAUUCUCGAGGCAGAAGCUAAAAUUUUCCGGAGACCUUUUAAUGAACACUUUAGUACAUUUGAUGGAGAAGACCAUGAAUGUGCCUUAUGGCUCCUCUUAAAAAGGACUCAGUCAGAAGACAAAGAGGUCCGACUGCAGGCUGUGCAAGAGCUGGCAAAGAACACUCACUGGCACGGUAAUGUAUGCUGGUAUUAUCAGUAUGGUACAGUUGCCCAAACCUGUGAUCAAAGGACUGCUAUAGGUUUGGCUCGGUCCAAAGAUAUCGACCUUCGCUUUUUCCUGCCUCCACCAUCAUUGCCAAAAAUGAAAAAUGAUUAUCUCAUAGAAGAUGAGCUUCGAUUGCUCUUAGUUUCUUUACCUCAGACUGGCCUUGAUCCAUGCGUCCAGUACUUCACAUCUCUUGCUUUACGUGAAAGUAGUCAGACUCUUGCUGCACAGAGGGGAGGCUUAUGGUGUUUUGGAGGAAAUGGACUUCCAUAUUGUGAGACGUUGGGUAAAGUUCCUUCGGAGACAGUAGAACUCUUUUGCUUGCAAGCUUUAGUGCAACAUUCUAAGGUUUCAUCUCACUGUGAUAAAAUUGAAGCUCAGGGCGGCCUUCAGCUGCUGCAGAGGAUAUACCAGCUACGUAAAGACUCUGCAAAAAUACAGAGAAACAUAAUUCGUAUUAUUGGAAAUAUGGCUUUGGAUGAGCGUCUUCAUUCAUCCAUAGUACGUGCAGGUUGGGUUUCUGUACUUGCUGAAGUAAUGAAAUCCCCACAUGUCAUUCAGUCUUCUCAUGCAUCCAGAGCUUUGGCUAACCUAGACAGGGACACGGUACAGGAGAAGUAUCCGGAUGGUGUUUAUGUCUUACAUCCACAAUAUCGUAGCAGUCAGCCCAUCAGAGCAGACGUCCUUUUUGUUCAUGGUCUUUUGGGAGCAGCGUUUAAAACCUGGCGACAGCAAGACAUUGACCAACCUGUGGAUAAAAAGGCUUCAGAAGUGCAAGAGGAAUACAGCCAGUGCUGGCCAAAGACAUGGCUGGCUUCAGACUGUCCUGCCCUUAGAAUCAUAUCUGUGGAGUAUGACACUCGUUUGAGUGACUGGAAAGCAAAAUGUCCUGUUGAGCCUCACAGGACGUCUAUUGCCUACAGGAGCAACGAGCUUCUGGAGAAGCUCAGAGCUGCUGGGAUUGGAGAGAGACCCCUGGUGUGGGUGUCACACAGCAUGGGUGGUCUUCUAGUGAAAAAGAUGCUGGUGGAUGCUUCCAAGAAUCCAGAAAUGGAUAAAAUUGUAAACAACACGAGAGGAGUCAUAUUUUAUAGUGUACCUCACCAUGGCUCCCAGCUGGCUGAAUAUUCCAUAAGUGCCAGAUAUCUUCUCUUUCCUUCUGUGGAAGUUAAAGAACUCAGCAAGGAUUCUCCUGCCCUUAAAGUGCUGAAUGAUGACUUCCUGUCUUUUGCCAAAGAUAAGAAAUUUCCAGUACUGAGUUUUGCAGAAACCUUGCCAACACAUAUAGGCAGCAUGUUGAAGCUGCAUGUCGUCCCUCUGGAGUCAGCAAAGUUAGGUAUUGGAGAACUUAUUCCAGUGGAUGUAAAUCAUCUUAAUAUUUGUAAGCCAAAGAAGAAGGAUGCUUUCCUGUACCAGCGUACAUUGAAGUUCAUUCAGGAUGUUUUAGCCACUGACCUUGGGGAAUGAGGUUUUUGCCAUCCUUGUCUACUUCUAUUUAGUGUAACACAGUAAGUUCUUCUAACAAUUGUUAGAGGAUCUGCAAAACUGCAGAGAUGCUACUUAUGUCGAUAGCAUCUACUGCUAAAACAACUUUUGGUACAUCUUGAACUUAAGAGACAUCACUAACUUAUUUCUGAAACCUAUUCAAAACAAAUACAAACUGAAACAUAAUAGCACAAACUUGGCAAAAAGAAAAUGGGUGUUGGCUUAGAGUAGCCAUGAUCUGUUGGCAAACUGUGUGCAGAUUUUCCAGCAAUCUGGCUGAGAAUGGAUGGAGAAGUCCUUCUGGAGUAACACAGCUAGUGUAUGGAGGGUGCCCAGUGCAUCUCCUUUUAGACAAGAAAGGUUGCUCUGAAGGUAGGUGGUCUCAGUAAUGUCCAUAUGCAUCUGGGACUUUAAGUCUUAUGAUUUGUAUGAGAAACAAUUGAAAUGGUUAUUUGUUAUGUCAAAGGUGGAAAGAAGCAUUUGGUUGCCUUAAAGCUUUGGUUUACUGUCCAUGUUUAGUAUGAUAGAAGUCUCAGAAAAUUCAUGUGUGUGAAGGUAGCAUUUUGGUUAGUGGCCCAAUUAUGGACAUUUUUCUAAUUUGUCUUUUUGUUUAAUAGACUCACCCAGGUUUGUUAGCAAAGAUGGCGUCUGUUUUCUGUCUGAGAAAGAGAUAAAAGCUUCACUAAUUUCUGGAGGUUGUCUUGCAUAAACAACUGUAGUUGAUUUAAUCCAUUUGUAUAAAUGAGAAGAAAAAAUUUAGAAAAAAAACAAAUGUUUACAUUCUUGUGCAUUUCUCUUUUAAUCUUUAGUGACUUAUGAGAUUACUUUCUUUAAGAUAGCAUGUAUGCAGUCAGACUGAGGGCAGUUCUGUGCUUGGUCACUUGGAAGGUACAGAACGGAGGCCAGGAUAUUUUUCUUGAAAGGCUCGUGGGAUGUACUGAAUAGGUGUCCCCAGCUCACAUUACUCAUUUAGGAGAUCUUCAGCUGAUUUAAGAAGAGCACUGAGAAUGCUCCCAUGGGGUCAGACAGCUGCAGACCCCAACAAGGAAGCUGAUGUUUGGAGCUUGGAGCUCAGGUCGAGGGAAAAUUAAAGCAGAAAAUAAAAAUUGGGUGAUUAUAUGAUCUCAGUUGAAAUGCAAAGGGUCCCAGGGCACUCGAAGUCCAAGUGUAUUUAUUGGUGUAGAUACAGAGAAAGACAAAAGUGUUGUCUUAUUUGAGUUGUUUCAUGUUAAGGAUACCUUAACAGCACUGAUGGGAAAGAAAUAUUUUUAGAAAAAAAUGGCAGCACUCAGUCACUUUUUUAAAGUAAGUCGUAGGUAGUUUGCAACACAGUAAGAGAAGCCCAGUUGAAGUGCCGGUUCUUUCCUACCUUCCUUUCCACUCCCAGCUCUCUCUGAAGACAAACAGGAUGUGAUUAGGCUGUGUUCCUGUGGCUGACAAUCUGUUAAGUAAGGCCUGUAUUGACAACAGGCAGAAGAAGUCUCUUAGCAUCACUUGGAUGAUAUGGAUCUAAUCUUACCAGCCUUAGAAUAAUGGCUCUAAAAGCUACCAGAGAGAUGUGGUGCAGUCCUUUAUGGGCUUGGUGCAGGUGUCAGAGGCCAUUGCUGUCCUGCCGGGUUCUGAGGCAGCUGUUUCUAUUACAGAGCACUGUGGCCCAGGGAAAACACCACAUCUAAAAACACAUUUUUUGGAAGUUGAGUCUUGCUGAAGUUGCAUGGUAAAAUUCACAACCCACAUCAGUACAGAGAAUGUGCAGCACUACACUCACAAAAGAGCAUUUUUUAAUAAUCAAGAUACAGGAAAGAACACUGGAUGGCAGUAUUUCAGGUAGAAAAUGUAAUAGAACUGUUGUAACUUCUGAAGAGGUUUAUCCUGUUUAAAUUGUGGUUUAAACUUUAGAGUGUAAAUAUAUUGGAAUACUUUGUGCUCACGAAGUUGAGAGUAUGUCAGUCCCAUUGCCAGUAGAAAACUUCUAAUAACUGACUGUGCUUGGUAUGACAAACCUUGUAGUGAUUUUAAUGGACUUCUUUGGCUUAAGGGGAUUCAGAUCAUUGAUGUUACACAUUAAUCUUGUUCAGUAAUGCAUCUGUGCUCUGUUACUGUAACUGGAACUCAAGACAACUUUCUCCUUUUUGUUAUUAAAUGUAUGUAUGUGUAACUUCUAAAACUAAUAUUUUCAGUUGUGCUUUUUUGAGAAUAUAGUAACAAAAUGUGUUUUUAAAAAGUGCAGUAAAUAUGCCACAAAAUAUAUUAAAGGUGAUUGAUUGUAAAAAGAA